AUGUGUCAAACAUAUGGGACAAAAGAACUGUCACAGUUUUCUAAGGAGGGAGACAUCAACAUUGGAGGCAUUUUCUCCUUCCAUCAGAACCCAGUACAGGUCAAUCCAGCUCUCCAUGUCAACCCAGGAACCAUCCAGUGUGAAGGACUGGACCCAGGUGAGCUCCAGUAUGCCUUUACUAUGAUGCUUGCCAUAGAGGAGAUCAACAAUAGCUCAGAUCUGCUGCCGGGGGUGACACUAGGUUACAGGAUCUUUGACUCGUGCCCCAGUAUCCCUUUGUCUAUCAGGGCGUCACUAAACCUGAUGAAUAGGUGGGAGAGCGGGGAGGAAAGCUGUAGGAAGCUCUCCUAUGUGCAUGCUGUCAUAGGGGAAACCACAUCCACCUCCACGAUAGGUAUUGCACGCACCAUGGGACCGUUUCAUAUACCUGUGAUCAGCCAUUCAGCCACUUGUGCAUGUCUUAGCAACAGAAGGGACUACCCCUCUUUCUUCAGAACUAUACCCAGUGAUAUCUACCAAAGCCAAGCCUUAGCAAAGCUUGUGAAACACUUUGGCUGGACCUGGGUUGGGGCUAUCAGAACUAACAGUGACUACGGUAAUGGUGGAAUGGCCACUUUCCUCGAAGCAGCAGAAAAAGAAGGAGUGUGUGUUGAGUACUCUUUGGCUAUUUACAGAACUGAUCCAAGAAAGUGGUUCUUAGAAGUGGUGGACAUUAUAAAAAAAUCCACCUCCAAGGUUAUAGUUGCCUUUGCAGACGGCACAGAUCUGGACAUACUCAUUAAGGAGCUGCAUGCUCAGAAUGUGACAGGCCUGCAGUGGGUGGGCAGCGAGGGCUGGAUCACUUACCGCUACAUUGCCUCUGCUGUGAACUACGCUGUGGUGCAGGGGGCGGUUGGCUUUGCAGCAUUGAAUGCUCACAUCCCCGGUCUGCAGGAGUUUCUGGCUGACAGAAGGCCCUCUACCGCCCUGGGAGACCUGGGAUUGGUGGAGUUGUGGGAAACAGUGUUCAGCUGCACCCUGACUUCCCAAGCAGAGACUGGAGCUCAGGGUUCAGUCGCAGCCUGCACGGGGAAGGAGUCUCUGAGGGACACAAACACGCGUUUCACAGAUGUUUCAGAUGCCAGUCUGCUGAAUAAUGUUUACAAGGCCACAUAUGCUGUUGCACAUGCAUUGCACAUGCUGUUUACUUGCAAAGACGGAGAGGGGCCUUUUGAGAACAAUACAUGUGCUGAAAGGGAAAAUGUUCAACCAUGGGAGGUGCUGCAUUACCUAACACAAGUCAAUUUUACAACUAAAAUCGGUGAAAAUGUGUUCUUUGAUGAGUAUGGGGACCCAGCAGCACGUUACGCGCUGGUGAACUGGCAGAUGGAUGAGACAGGUUACAUACUUUUUGAGACCAUCGGUUACUAUGAUGCCUCCCAGCCUGAAGGUCAACAGUUUGAGAUGAAAGCAGGUGUGAAUGCCAUCUGGGCAGGCAAUAAUCACAAGGUGCCAAGGUCUGUCUGCAGUGAGAGCUGUGUGCAGGGGACCCGCCGGGCUUUCGUCAAAGGCAAACCUUUUUGCUGUUUCGACUGCAUCACCUGUGCUGACGGGGAGUUCAGCAACAGUACAAAUGCGGUGAAAUGUGACAAAUGUCCUCCUGAGUACAAGUCCAACGAAGAGAGGAAUAAGUGUGACUUGAAAGCUAUUGAGUUCCUCACCUUCAGAGAAUUGAUGGGGAUACUGUUGGUCACUUUUUCUGUCUUCGGGGCCUGCCUGGCCAUGACUGUAGCCCUGAUAUUUUUCCACUACAGGCAGACUCCUAUUGUGAGGGCCAACAACUCUGAGCUGAGCUUCCUUCUGCUCUUCUCUUUGACUCUGUGCUUCCUUUGUUCUCUGACCUUCAUCGGCCGGCCCUCUGAGUGGUCCUGCAUGCUGAGACACACAGCAUUCGGCAUCACAUUUGUCCUCUGUAUCUCUUGUGUGCUGGGGAAAACUAUAGUUGUGUUAAUGGCCUUUAAAGCAACACUCCCAGGCAGCUCUGUGAUGAAGUGGUUUGGGCCUGCACAGCAGAGGCUCAGUGUUCUGGCUUUCACUUUGAUACAGGUUUUAAUUUGCAUACUGUGGUUGACCAUAAACCCUCCCUUUCCAUUCAAGAAUAUGAAACACUACAAAGAUAAGAUUAUCCUUGAAUGUGCCCUGGGAUCACCUGUAGGGUUCUGGGCUGUGUUAGGAUACAUUGGACUCCUUGCUGUCUUGUGUUUUCUUCUUGCUUUUCUGGCUCGAAAGCUGCCUGAUAAUUUCAACGAAGCUAAAUUCAUCACAUUCAGCAUGCUGAUAUUCUGUGCUGUGUGGAUAACCUUUAUCCCUGCAUAUGCCAGCUCUCCUGGGAAGUUCACUGUAGCUGUGGAGAUAUUUGCUAUUCUGGCUUCAAGUUAUGGAAUGCUGUUUUGUAUUUUUUUGCCCAAGUGCUACAUAAUUUUAUUAAAGCCUGAGAACAACACGAGGAAACAUUUGAUGAGUAAAGUCACCCCGAAAUCCCUUUGA
Messenger RNA from Notolabrus celidotus (New Zealand spotty), 2526 nucleotides. RefSeq names its product extracellular calcium-sensing receptor-like. The coding region runs from base 1 to 2526 and encodes 841 amino acids. Gene Ontology annotation, cellular component: membrane. Gene Ontology annotation, molecular function: G protein-coupled receptor activity. Lineage: Eukaryota; Metazoa; Chordata; Actinopteri; Labriformes; Labridae. Gene Ontology annotation, biological process: G protein-coupled receptor signaling pathway. The transcript is spliced from 6 exons. The record is from RefSeq and is a predicted model, not a curated record.